Molecule: messenger RNA, 1231 nt
Organism: Danio rerio (zebrafish)
Lineage: Eukaryota; Metazoa; Chordata; Actinopteri; Cypriniformes; Danionidae
Source: RefSeq, a predicted model, not a curated record
CAGAGUUCAUUGCGGAAGAAGGUCACCGGUAAAGGAAGCUACGGAAGCAUGAAUUACGCUCGCUUUCUAACAGCUGUGAGCGCAGCCAGAAAACCCUCCGCCAUCCGCCUGCUGACGGAGCUCCAGCAGCGCUCUCCUCCAUCUCUGAUCUCUCUGGCCGGAGGAGCCCCGAACCCGAACACCUUCCCCUUCCAGUCGGCCAGUAUCACUGUGAGGGGUGGAGAUGCUCUGCUGCUGGACCACACGCUGAUGAAGAGAGCGCUGCAGUACUCCGGCUCAUACGGUAUUCCAGAGCUGCUGUCGUGGAUGAAGGAUCUGCAGAAGAGUCUUCACAAUCCUCCUACAGCCUCCUUCAGUGCAGAUAGAGGGCAGAUGGAGAUGUGUGUGACCACCGGCAGUCAGGAGGGCCUCUGCAAGAUUUUCGAGAUGCUGGUCAGCUGUGGUGAUAAUGUCCUCCUGGAUGCUCCCACGUACUCAGGAACGCUGGCGGCCCUCCAGCCGUUGGGUUGUAACAUCAUCAACGUGUCGAGUGAUCAGCACGGCAUGAUCCCUGAAGCCCUGCAGAAGAUCCUGGAGGUUUGGGACCCUGCAGAUGAACGCAAGCCCAGAGUCUUGUACACCAUCCCCAAUGGAGGAAACCCUACCGGAGCCUCCAUGACCCACGAGAGGAAGCAGAAGGUCUAUGAGCUUGCGAGGAAAUACGACAUGCUCAUCAUUGAGGACGACCCGUAUUACUUCCUGCAGUUUCAGAAACCGUGGGCUCCUACAUUUCUCUCCAUGGACGAGGAUGGACGUGUGCUGCGAACAGACUCCUUCUCCAAGAUUCUGUCAUCAGGCUUGCGGAUUGGUUUUGUCACAGGCCCAAAGCCGUUGGUGGAUCGAGUGGUUCUUCACAUCCAGGCCUCCACCAUGCACACCAGCACCUUCACACAGCUCAUAGUCUCUCAGCUCCUCCACAACUGGGGUCAAGACGGUUUUCUCAAACACAUCGACAGUGUGAUUGAGUUUUACAGGUCUCAGAGAAACGCCAUGCUCUCCUCAGCGGACAGAUGGCUCAAAGAUGUGGCUGAAUGGCAUCCUCCACUCGCCGGCAUGUUCCUCUGGGUUAAAGUCAAGGGUGUAAAAGACACACAGAAGCUGAUAAUGGAGAAAGCACUGGAGAAAGAGGUUCUUCUGGUUCCUGGAGGAGUGUUUAACAUCAACAGCUCAGAUCCCUGUCCAUAUGUCAGAG